GCACUUUUCCUUUCCUCCCCGAAGCCACGCGCCGCCACCACCACCGUCCCGGCAGGCCUCGCGCCUCCCUCAGGGCCUGGUCGCCGAGAGCGUGGCUCUCCCGGCGCCUCCGCUCUGCUGAGCUAUCUCGCGGGCUCCACCAUGCCCUCAGCGCUCCGCGGCGUCGCGGCCGCUCCACCGGGGAGAGGCGAACGCGGCACCACAAACGUUUCUUCGCUGCAUCCUUUCUCACAUUUCCCCCGCGCCUUUCUUCACGCUCUCUCCACCCGUGACCCGUCCACUUCCGCUUCCGGCCGCGCCCUUCCGCUCCCACAGUGCCCCGCGCCGAAUCAUGGACCACAAUGACAAUGAUUUGCAAGGAACAAAUAGUUCAGGAUCAUUGGGUGGUCUUGACGUUCGUAGAAGAAUCCCUAUAAAACUUAUCUCAAAACAGACCAAUAAAACCAAACCUGCACCUCGAACUCCAAGGAGUAUGAACAGGAUGCCAUCAAAGACGCAAGCUGGUGAUGAAGAAUUUGAUUAUAAUGAAGAGGAGCGAUAUGAAUGCAAAGGAGGUGAAAUGUUUGGCAAUCAGAGGAGAUUUCCUGGACCCAUCUUCUGGGACUAUAAGAUAAACUUGCUGGGGGAAAAGGAUGAUACACCAGUCCAUUUCUGUGAUAAAUGUGGAUUGCCCAUCAAAAUGUAUGGACGCAUGAUACCUUGCAAGCAUGUUUUCUGCUAUGACUGUGCUAUACUACAUGAGAAAAAGGGAGACAAGAUGUGUCCAGGCUGUAAUGAACCAGUGCAGCGAAUUGAGCAGUGUGUCCGAGGGUCUCUCUUCAUGUGUAGCAUUGUUCAAGGGUGCAAGAGAACUUACCUGUCACAGAGGGACUUACAAGCUCACAUCAACCACCGUCAUAUGAGAGCUGGAAAGCCUGUUACUCGUCCUCCGAUUGAACCUGUGCAUCCUCCUAUUGCCCCACCGCCUGCUGAAAUCCCUGAGCGUUUCAUAAUGCCACCUGAGAAACAUCAUAUGAGCCACAUUCCGCCAAAGCAGCACAUCAUGAUGCCACCACCUCCUUUGCAGCAUGUGCCACAUGAGCAUUAUAAUCCGCCACACGAAGACAUCCGUGCGCCUCCUGCAGAGAUGUCCAUGGCUCCACCACCGCCUCGCCCAGUCAGCCAGGACACCUUCCGCAUUUCCACGAGAAAACACAGCAACUUAAUAACCGUCCCUAUUCAGGAUGAUUCGAAUUCAGGUGCUCGAGAACCACCUCCACCGGCCCCCGCACCUGCUCAUCAUCAUCCUGAAUACCAGGGCCAGCCAGUGGUAUCGCACCCUCACCACAUUAUGCCUCCACAGCAACAUUACGCGCCACCCCCACCACCACCUCCACCAAUAAGCCAUCCACUGCAACACCCUCCCCAGGCCGCAGGUACUCCGCACAUGGUGUAUAGCCAAGCUCCUCCACCACCAAUGACCUCUGCUCCUCCUCCAAUAACCCCACCACCUGGACAUAUAAUUGCCCAGAUGCCACCAUAUAUGAAUCAUCCUCCUCCGGGACCUCCCCCUCCUCAGCAUGGAGGCCCCCCUGUAAAUGUAAAUGCUCCCCCUCCCCAUCACUAUAAUCCUAACUCUUUGCCACAGUUCAGUGAAGAUCAAGGAACGCUUAGUCCCCCUUUCACACAGCCUGGGGGAAUGAGUCCAGGGAUAUGGCCCGCUCCGAGGGGGCCACCUCCACCUCCAAGAAUGCAAGGGCCUCCUGCUCAGGCCCCGCUUCCUGGACCACACCACCCUGAUCAAGCCAGAUACAGACCCUAUUACCAGUGAUGUGAGCAAUUAUGUGAAUAGAGAGUGCUAUGAAGAGGAUAGAACUAUAUACAACAGCCUUUUAACUAAUUGUUUUGGGGUUAUUUUAUUGUGGUUUUUUUUUUAAAAAAAAAUACUGUCAUUUUGACUGUAAGACAUUUGGGGGUUGAAUCUCAAAUGAUUUUUAAGCGUUGGCCGUAGGACUCUGACUUCAAAUAUUCUGUAGUGCUGAAAUAAGUGGCUUAGUAGACCACAGUUUCAUUUUAACAGAACUUCUGUCUCUAGUGUGGUUAAAUUGUUCUAAGAUGAACACUUGUAAUGUUAUUUCCUGGAGAAAAUGAACACGUUGUAUCAUUCUGAAUAUUGUUUUUGUUAAAUCCAGUGUUUAGUUUCACUUGUGAUAUGUUUUUGUUAAAUUCUGUACAACAAUUAAAUUCAAAUAUGGUUGUAAAAAUGGUGGGUUUCUAUAUGAAAUUAACACAAACAUAGCUCGGGGACGCGUUUCAGCACUAAUCUUUUCCAAAUGGGCAGUGUAAUGGAACACUAAGGGAACUUUACAGUCACCAUUACUUAUAAGGAAUUCAGGCUAUGGUGAAUUCAUAGCAUUAGAAAUCAGACAUUGAGAAUACUGCAUUUCAGCUUUUUUUCUUUAAAUUUAUGCAGAAAGAUAAAUUUGUCAUAAGUUCAGCUUUGGCCAUGACACGAAACCAUGUAAUAAUGCAUUGCAGGUUUUGAUUUUUUUUUUUUAAUUUGUUUUUAUUUGAGUUUUGGGGGUUUUGUUUGUUUUAAAGCUCAUUUUGUUUCAGAAGGUUCUGUUUACAUGUACGCUACUCACUGCAGUUGAAUUCAAACAAUUCUCUUUACCUAUGGCUACGUUUGUGUGGAGAUGGCUGUGAGUUAGUUUGCCAUGUCUGUGAGAAGCAGAUUAUUUUAGGUAGCAGAGUGGUGUUUGCCUCUGCCACUUUAUACAAUAUGUACAGUAAGAAAACUUCCCUCUUGGAUAACCAGAAAAAAGUGGUCUGAAAUCCCUUAUGUAGAUACAAAGAAAUAAAAAAGCUACACGUCCUUUAUCUGUUUUGAUUUUGUGAUACGGACCUAAUUGAACAGAAAGUGUUUUCCUUUUUUUAAAAGCAGCACUAUAAGCAGGCCCUCGGGUCUGUUUUGGCCCAAGAUUUAUGUUUCAUAAGCAUACUUUUAAAGAGAAAUCUAAUAAGCAUAAAAUGAGAAUGUUCCUUCUUUUGGUUUCUCUGAAAAAAGUAAUUUUGAAUAAAACAAACUGAUUAAAUAAAAAGAAUCUGGUGGUAUGAUAGAGUGCUGUGGUAUGGCAUUGGUUGAAAAUUUAUUGUUUCGGUGCAUAUGAAGGCAAAAAUAACAGCGUUACUUUGUUUCGGUAACUUUAUUAAUAAACACAUGAGGGUCUUUUAAGGACCUGCUUUCAUCACUGUUAAAACACUUGGUAGGAGGCAGGUUUAUAUUGCAGCAUACAAUUUUAUCUGGGAGGAAAUCUGCAUGUCUGGUUAUUGUUAUUUGACUGUGCAAGGCCGAGCUUAUGUUUAAUGUACCUGUUUGAAAUGGACUGACUGGCAGGUCUGGGUACCAGUGUCACUUUAUUUGGGCUGAGAAGGCAACACAUGCGGGUUUACAAGGAUACGACAGGCUUUUGUGCAGCGAGACACAUCGACCUCACCCAUGUACUUUUCCUUUGGAAAACAAGACAUUCUGAAAUCAGCUGUUACCUGCCAGUUGCAGGUGAUGAGGAAGUAAGGCAAGAUUUUCCAUCAUGCUGCUACUUAGAAGUAAGUCAGGUUGCGUACUUCUGUUGUAUGCUGCCGGGUCUGUUGGGAAGCAGAGGAAGGGUUCACAUGUAAUAAUUCUUGACCUGCUGCUAUUCUUCUUCAAAUUAAUAAUAAAAUGCUUCUCUGGAAAUGCUGAGGCAGUCGGAUUGAUAAGGGAAUACAGCAACCUUAGAAUCAUAGAAUCGCUAGGUUGGAAAAGACCUCUUAGAUCAUCGAGUCCAACCUUUGCUCUGUCAAAAAGGAAAAAAAGGUAAAAUAUCGCUAUAGAGAAUGUGUGAGAUUUUUUACUGUUUAUAUUUGAGGCAAAGCUGCUAUAUGUCAUCUGGACAGUGACCAAAAAAAAUCAGAGGGCUCCCUUGCAGUAUUCAGUGACCACGGACCAGAAGUCUUUGUGAUAGAGGACUUAAUGAAAGGUCAUGUUAUGUAGGCAGAACUUUGACUUGAGUCAGAUUUCUGUGUCCUCGAACAGGAAGACCUAAAUCAAUUUAUUAAGUCUUAGGUUUACCGGUGUAGCUAAGGGUACUGCUGAUGCUUUCAUAUUUACAAAGGUAAACAAUGUCUGUGUUGGUCAAAAUCUUAUGUUAGCAGUCUUUUUGGGCUUUGGGGCAUAUUUUGGUUUUUUGUUGUUCGGUUGGUUGCAGGAGUUUUGCAAAAUUCCUGAUUAUUUCACUGUGAAGUUCAGAAAUGCCAUAUAUUGUACUUGAUUGUGUAAUGACAGUCUUAAUAAUGGUGAGAUGUGCUUGCGAAUUCUUUGGAUUCCUACUUAGGUUUUCCUUUAAAGACAAACAUUUGAAUUGAAUCAGUUAUGUUUAUUUUGCAUAAAUAUCCCUGUCUGUGGUGAUGAUUUCUCUCCCAAAGCAUUGCUGAGGAGAUCUCAAGUUUUGAAGACAGCUCCGAUGACAUUUGAAUUUGUCAGGCAUUGUAGGUUCCCCUAGUAAUGUCACAUAAGGGAAUGAAAAGGGGUUUGGUGACUGUUUGUAUCCACCAUGAAAUGAGUGAAAGGACACCAGCAGACAGCCUGAAAACAUUUGUGGUUUAGAUCCUUGUCUCCUUAUACUUUAUCUUCAAUGUCAUCUUCAACUUUGCUUAAAGGAUUGCCUGCAACCAUGCAUACUUUACAAUAAGCAGGCUAAUUGCAUGAGUGUGUACUUUAUUUGGUGUUUUCUUUUCCAAAUACUACUAACGUAAAGACUGGUUACCUAGAUUUGAUAAGUGAUAUCUUCAUGCCUUGUAAAAAAGAAAAAAUGCUAAUUAGUUUUAAAAAAUCUGAUUCAAGAGGAAUAGAAAAGCCUACUAGAUGGAGUUUCCGCUU
Cuculus canorus (common cuckoo) is the source of this 4897-nucleotide messenger RNA. It is a transcript of the gene CBLL1, whose product is annotated as Cbl proto-oncogene like 1. The transcript has 6 exons. Gene Ontology annotation, molecular function: ubiquitin protein ligase activity. The record is from RefSeq and is a predicted model, not a curated record. Gene Ontology annotation, biological process: regulation of cell adhesion; protein ubiquitination. NCBI's taxonomy places the organism in Eukaryota, Metazoa, Chordata, Aves, Cuculiformes, Cuculidae. The coding region runs from base 332 to 1810 and encodes 492 amino acids.